This is a messenger RNA of Cariama cristata (Red-legged seriema), 448 nucleotides long. It is a transcript of the gene NSUN3, whose product is annotated as NOP2/Sun domain family, member 3. Gene Ontology annotation, molecular function: methyltransferase activity. The transcript has 2 exons. Gene Ontology annotation, biological process: rRNA methylation. The annotation marks the transcript as partial. NCBI's taxonomy places the organism in Eukaryota, Metazoa, Chordata, Aves, Cariamiformes, Cariamidae. Gene Ontology annotation, cellular component: mitochondrial large ribosomal subunit. The record is from RefSeq and is a predicted model, not a curated record.
AAUAAAACAAAAGAGAAACUGCAAAAGCAGAUUUGUCAAGUCGUUCUGGAUCAUUUUGAGCAGCAGUACACAAGGGAACUGGGAGAUACAUGGACCAGUGUCAGAGAUGUGCUGACGUACCCAUUGUGCUGGCAGUAUGCCGUUCUGCUUAACAAGUUCAGCCCGUCGGCAGAGCUGGAGAAGACCUUGCGUGCAAAGGGAUAUCAUCCUGCCUUUCAAGGAAAUUUGCCGUAUCUUCCGGCGUCGUUUCAGUGUUAUAUCAGGAGAAGUCCUGGGAGAUUCCCUGCACAAAAACACCAGGAUGGUAAACGGAAAGAGUAUUAUCUGCUGAAUGCUGCUUCGUUGUUGCCAGUGUUGGCGCUAGAAGUGAAAGAUGGGGAAGACGUUUUGGAUGCCUGUGCUGCCCCAGGGGGUAAAUCAGUAGCUGUACUGCAGUGUGCCUGUCCAG